UCUUAGAUUUUUCAAUCAUUUAGUUAAAAAAAAAUAAAGGUCACCCUCCCGAUUCAAAAUUUGUUUCAAAAUUUCAACGCCACCGCAAGGAGUGACGAGAACCUAUAGCAGUCCGGUCCAUUCGAAAGUGCAUAGUAUCCAAUUCCGUAAUCUUGUCCGGUUUUGAGUGCGACCACCAUGAUAACCAUAACGUAAUUCUAAAGAGGAGCGAGGGAGAGGCAAGGGAUAAGGUUUGAACGAGUGACCGACAUAUGAUCCAUGGCAUAUUCCCCCGAUCGAGUGAAAGGAGCGGAGUGAAAAGGUUCAAGAGACCUGUAUUUAUAAAGUACAACCUACCGAAGUCCUAAUUAGGUAAUCCCUAAAAUGCCUGGUCUUUAGUUAAAAACCAAACGUCAUAGCGAGAACAUAUUCAUAGAGUCGAUAGCAAGAAGGCAAAUAAUAUUUUGUGAACAAAUCAAAACCAGAAAUAAGCCAUUGCUAAAGCGAAUACUAGAAACUAGAGGUAAAACGGGAUAAGCCCAAGUUAUUAUAUAGAUAGCAAAAGAUUGCAGCGGCAUAAAGCAAGUGCUACCAGAAACGGAGGAAAGAAGGAUCUCAGCUAUAGCCCCCCUACCCCAAACCAAAUUAGUUUCUCGGGUUAGCCAGAGGCAGGGUGAGUCCCUGACAAGCAGCACCAACGGCGUCCCAGGCGGUUUCCAGAUCCGGCCCGGACAACGUAGCCGCGGCGCGCAAGACCGAGGUCAUGGGGGAGGUCCUCAACCUGGAUAGCAUCAUAUCCCGGCUGCUGGAGGUCCGUGGGGCUAGGCCCGGCAAGAAUGUCCAGUUGUCGGAGGGCGAGAUCCGCGGCCUGUGCCUCAAGUCCCGCGAGAUCCUCCUAGCCCAGCCCAUACUCCUGGAGCUGGAGGCCCCGCUGAAGAUCUGCGGCGACAUCCAUGGCCAGUACUAUGAUCUGUUGCGCCUCUUUGAGUACGGUGGCUAUCCGCCGGAAUCGAACUAUCUGUUCCUCGGCGACUACGUCGAUCGGGGCAAACAGUCGCUGGAGACCAUCUGCCUGCUGCUGGCCUACAAGAUCAAGUACUCGGAGAACUUCUUCCUGCUGCGGGGCAACCACGAAUGCGCCAGCAUCAACCGGAUCUAUGGGUUCUACGACGAGUGCAAGCGGCGAUACACGAUCAAGCUGUGGAAGACCUUUACGGACUGCUUCAACUGCCUGCCGGUGGUGGCGAUUGUUGACGAGAAGAUCUUCUGCUGCCACGGCGGCCUGAGUCCGGACCUCACUUCCAUGGAGCAGAUACGCCGCAUAAUGCGACCCACGGACGUGCCGGACCAGGGCUUGCUCUGCGAUCUGUUGUGGUCCGAUCCGGACAAGGACACCAUCGGCUGGGGCGAAAACGAUCGCGGGGUGAGCUUCACCUUUGGUGCCGAGGUGGUGGGCAAGUUCCUGCAGAAGCACGACCUCGACCUGAUCUGCCGCGCCCACCAGGUCGUCGAGGAUGGGUACGAGUUCUUUGCCAAGCGCCAGCUGGUCACCCUCUUCUCGGCGCCCAACUACUGCGGGGAAUUUGAUAACGCCGGUGCCAUGAUGUCAGUGGACGAUACGCUGAUGUGUUCCUUUCAAAUCCUCAAGCCCGUGGAGAAGCGCAAGAAGUAGACGGCCUCCAGAUCCCCGACGCUAUACCACACUAUACAUACCACCGCCACACGAACAGCGCUCUCAUCUGCAUCCACAUUCUCGCAAUCCACACGAACAUAAAUCAUGAUUACAAGACCUGCCUGUCGUCAACUGGAUCCGAGAAACGCCCCGACUUCAACUUGGAUCCCAAUGGAAUUCGAUGUACUGAUGGUUUUAAUACGCACUUUGGCUGUUUAUAAAGAAUUCUAUCGAUUUAAGUCGGUUUCGUUUUUUGGAAUAAAGUUUCAAGGAUCGUGGAGUUGAAAUAAAGGGA
Messenger RNA from Drosophila subpulchrella, 1946 nucleotides. RefSeq names its product serine/threonine-protein phosphatase alpha-3 isoform (gene Pp1-13C). The record is from RefSeq and is a predicted model, not a curated record. Bases 743 to 1651 code for a protein of 302 amino acids. NCBI's taxonomy places the organism in Eukaryota, Metazoa, Arthropoda, Insecta, Diptera, Drosophilidae. The transcript has 2 exons. Gene Ontology annotation, cellular component: nucleus; cytoplasm. Gene Ontology annotation, molecular function: protein serine/threonine phosphatase activity.